This is a messenger RNA of Labeo rohita (rohu), 3814 nucleotides long. RefSeq names its product transmembrane protein 87B (gene tmem87b). Gene Ontology annotation, biological process: retrograde transport, endosome to Golgi. The record is from RefSeq and is a predicted model, not a curated record. Gene Ontology annotation, cellular component: membrane; Golgi apparatus. The transcript has 20 exons. NCBI's taxonomy places the organism in Eukaryota, Metazoa, Chordata, Actinopteri, Cypriniformes, Cyprinidae. The coding region runs from base 40 to 1722 and encodes 560 amino acids.
UCGCACAGGUGUGUGUGCGCGCGUCUCUAGACAGUAAACAUGGCCGACGGUAGCCGCCGGUGGAUACGGAGCAGCAGCCGUUUGCUCUGUUUUAUCCCAUUUGUCCUCAUCACUUCAUCAUUACAUGAAGUUAACGCCGCUCCAGAGAUGGGCCUGUGGACUAUUACAGUGCUUAAUACGUCAAGACCUUUAUUGUUAAAAAAAGCCAUGUAUAAGGACACUGACAUUCAGCUGAGAGUGGCGUCAUUCGGUUGUCCAGAAGAAGUGACAUUCUCCAUUCAGUGGUUUCUGAAAUACUACCCCUGUCACAAUGAGUACAACAAUAUUGAAGAGAUGUAUGAAAAGACGCCACUGAGUCGAGGUAAAAGUAUGGACCCGAACCCUUUCGGACCCGGAGAGUAUAUUCAGCACAAAUACAAGGAUUUAUCCUGCAGCAGUGACAUGCACAUGUUCCCCAUGCUCAAUAAAUCAAAAGCAGAACCGAAAGAAGUGAGAACGUCUCAGGUGGAAGGCGAGUUACAGGAUGGCAGCUUCACAAGUUCUUCUGUUGCUGAGGUUGGUUCAUAUAGAACGGAUCAUGUGAUUGCUACGACCUGGAGGGACGGGCCCUACCUGCUGGUAGUUCAGAUCAAUUCAAGCAAACAGGAUGCCAACUGGAAUUUAACCUUCAGUGUUGUGAUGAAGGGAACCCACGGCUAUCUCUCUGUCACCGAAUGGCCUCUCAUGAUCUUCUACAUGGUGAUGUGUGUGGUUUACAUCCUGUACGCUCUGCUGUGGUUCGUUUGGGCAUCUUGCUACUGGAAAGACCUGCUGAGGAUCCAGUUCUGGAUUGCAGGAGUCAUAUUCUUGGGAAUGAUAGAGAAGGCCGUCUUCUGUGCUGAAUAUCAAAACACAAACAACGUGGGCUCAGCAUCUCAGGGUCUGCUGAUUUUUGCUGAGCUCAUCUCUGCUCUGAAGAGGACUCUGGCCCGUUUGCUCGUCAUCAUCGUCAGUCUGGGAUACGGCAUUGUCAAACCACGUUUAGGCACCGUCAUGCACAGAGUGGUGGGUCUGGGUGUGCUUUACUUCGCAUUCGCCGCAAUUGAGGGCGUUCUGAGGAUCACUGGGGGUCGAGAUAAUGGACCAGCCCUCGUCACAUACGUUAUACUAGCUGUGUUUGAUUCUUCUGCUAUAUGGUUCAUAUUUGUCAGUCUGGCACAAACCAUUAAGACUCUGAAACUCAGAAGAAACCCAGUGAAGUUGUCUUUGUACAGACACUUCACCAACACACUCAUCUUUGCUGUUCUCGCCUCCAUCAUUUUCAUGGUUUGGACAACGAAGAAGUUCCGGUUAGCAGACUGUCAGGCGGACUGGAUGGAGCUGUGGGUGGAUGAUGCUUUUUGGAGGUUUCUCUUCUCCAUCAUUCUGCUGGUCAUCAUGUUUCUGUGGAGGCCGUCUGCCAAUAACCAAAGGUAUGCAUUCACACCGCUCAUUGAUGACUCAGACGAUGAGGAAAUCGAAGAAUUCCUGGUGUCUGCAAACAUUGCUGAUGGGAUAAAGCUGAGGGCAGCAAAGACAGAAACCAAUGGAACAGUGAAGCCUGCAGCAGCCAAUCCGGAUGAAGAUCUGAAGUGGGUGGAGGAGAAUAUUCCUACCUCUCUGUCUGAUGUAGCUCUUCCUGUUCUUCUUGACUCAGAUGAGGAGAUCAUGACCACCAAGUAUGAGAUGUCCAAAAUGGAGUGAGGUUGAGAAAGCGCUGCAGCUGAAGCAAACCUCCAGAGAUCAACCAAACCGCUGCUCCUGUAACUGGCAUCUGAUCCUCACCGGAGAGAGUCACAGACUCAGACUGUUUCCUUCCUUUGGUCCGGUUGGUUGGCGGCUUUUGGGUAAAAUGAAGGAAUCGUGCUGAAGAGGUGGACACAUCCAAGCCGAUCUAGACGCUGUACUACCUGAACUUUGUUGAGGUGUUACCUCUCUCUUUUUAUUUUUUUUUUCCUAAACAGUUGAAACGUCCGGAAGACUUUAACGUCAUCAUCAAUCUGUAUAAAGAGACGAUGAUCUAUGUUUAUACAAAAUUGUGAGCAUUCAAAUGGGUUAAACCAUUCUUAGCGCUGGUUUUUGUUUUGUGCGUGUGUCACUCCAUCCUGAAAAACAUUGAUAAGGAACUUCAAAUUGACCAAAGCGUCUUCUCAGUUAGUCUUUGGCUGUAUAUAAAGUGUUAUUUCAAACAUUUUGUCUAUGGUUUCAAUACAUGAUGUGAAUAGUAGAAUGUCUGUCGUAUGUGUUUGUGUGUGAGUUUGUGCAGGGAGUAAUUUAAAUGAGCAGAAUGGUUAAUUAUAUAUUCUGAAUAAUUUUAUGAAGUUGUUUUGUUUUGUAGGGAGCCCAGCUCAACUUUUCUCGCUUAAAAGGAGACUUCACCCCUAAAAUCAAAAUUUUUGUUGUUUAGUCACCCUCAUGUCAUCUCAAACCUAUAUGCUGUUAUUUAUGGCCUGUUUUUCAGCCACGGGUAAAAAAUAAAAGAGGUAACUGCAUCUCACAAUUUUGAGAAAAAAGGAAGUCAGAAUUUCAUGAUAUAAACUCAGAACUCUGACAUCUGGCUAUCUGGAGUUUUUAUCAUGCAAUUCUUUUUUUUUGCCUUUGAAUUUUACAUUUUCAUCACGCAGUUCUAUUUUUCGGUUUCACCAUGGAUCAAAAAUAAAGAUAACUGCGACUUUUUUUCACAAUUCUCACUUUUUCUUUCAGUUGCAGUUUAUAUCUCACAAUCUGAACUUUUCUUCUCAGAAAUGCACAUUUGAGUUUAUACCUUGCAACUCUAAGGAAAAAAAGUCAGAAUUGUGAAAUAUGAAAUCACAAUUAUUUGAUAAAUUUACCUAUUUUUUUAAUCAUGUGGCGGAAACAGUAGAACACAAAAAGAGAAGUUCUGAAGUGUCUUACGUCUUCUGAAAUAAUGUGAAAGGUUUGCAUGAGGAACAGAACCAAAUUUAACCCUCUGAGGUUUGAGAGCAGUGAAUAGCUUAAAUUUUGGUCUGUUCCUUACAGAAAUCUAUUGUAUGAGUUUUUUAUUUUUAUGAUGCAGUUUUGUGUUUUUUUUCUUUGUGUGAUGGAUUUUUGGAGCUUGAACUUUAAUUAUAUGAAGUAGUGUGAAGACAAAAGAAAUAUAGUUAAUAUAUGGGUUUGAAACAACAUUAGGGCAAGUCAUUUUCAUUUUGGGUGAAAUAUUCUUUUUGUGGAAAAGCGUAUGUAUCUUAAAUCUCUGUGUAGAUGCAUACUAAAGCCUUAACUCACUUCCGUUAUUGCGUUUUCCACUGUAUCACGGUGAAGUCGUCACUUUGCCUUUUCUCCCCUGGUCUCGGUUGGACAUUCUGUGACAUGUCUGCUUAACAGAACAAUGUGCGCUUUACCAUGCUGAACCGUGGUAAACAGAAUGACUGGUAAACUUCAGAAAGAUGUCUUUUUAUUUACUUUAUGCAUCCUUGAAGCUAAACGAAAUAUGUUGUGGAAUAUCUUCAGAUUUGUGUAUAUUACAAAGCGCACUUUAAGUGGAUGUAAUUUCUUUUGGUCAUGGGAUGCAGAUUAGUUUAUCUGUUUGAUGCUGACCUUGUUUUUCAUGUGUCUUUCUGUUUUCUUCAUAAAAUCUUUCCAAUGGUUUUUUUUGCCUUUUUUGCUUUACGGUCAGCUGGCCUCCUCAAACGUGACACUCUCACACUCUUCAAAAAGCACACUUGAUGUCCCGUAGAGCUCAAUUCCUCCUGUUUUCUGUCUACAUGCAUGUUUAUCCAUGUUUUAUACAUGUUCAACAAUGUGGGUUGCAAUAAAGACUCUUUAUUACAGUCAA